Molecule: messenger RNA, 750 nt
Organism: Synchiropus splendidus (mandarinfish)
Lineage: Eukaryota; Metazoa; Chordata; Actinopteri; Syngnathiformes; Callionymidae
Gene: mrpl27
Product: mitochondrial ribosomal protein L27
Exons: 4
Coding region: 100-543 (147 amino acids)
Biological process (GO): translation
Cellular component (GO): mitochondrial large ribosomal subunit; ribosome
Molecular function (GO): structural constituent of ribosome
Source: RefSeq, a predicted model, not a curated record
CGACAAAAAUGUUUUACAUCUGAUUACGAUCCAAUGCAAGUGAACGCACCAUCACAAUGAGGAAGUGAGGUAAGACUGACGUAAUUGUCGUCAUUCAAGAUGGCAGCCCUGGCGUCCUUGAUACCCAAGUGCAGAGCAGGUCUGCUUGUACCAGCUCAGUGCUCUCGAUUGGACUCUGUGAGGUUUGCGUCAAAGAAGUCCGGUGGAAGCAGUAAAAACACAGGGGGAAAGAGCCCUGGAAAGCGAUAUGGCUUCAAGAAACAAGAUGGGAACUUUGUACAUAGUGGCAACAUCUUGGCUACUCAGAGACUAAUGCGGUAUCACCCCGGAGCUCAUGUUGGGAUGGGGACCAAUAAGACACUGUAUGCUCUGGAAGAUGGUCACGUCCGAUUCACAAAGGAAGUUUACGUUCCACCACCACGCUCCCCGGAAACUACACGGGUCAUCACCAAGCUGCCGAAGGGAGCAGUUCUCUACAAGACCUUCAUCAAUGUCGUGCCGCUGAAGCAGGAAGGCAAAUUUAAACUGGUGGAGCUGGUGUGAUCUUAGAGUCAGUCUUGUAUCUCAUAUGUCCAAAUGCAAUGAGACAAUACUGACUCAACCCCAGCAGCAUCUUUCUGAUAUUGGUGGUUAAUGUUUUUGGACUUCACCUGUAAAUGUCAUAUGGUAUUCAGUUGUAAUACAGAUUUCUGUUGGCCACAGUGGAUUAUUUUAUGUCAUUUUCUGAAUUAUUUUGAACAAUAAAUAAAA